Molecule: messenger RNA, 1366 nt
Organism: Ricinus communis (castor bean)
Lineage: Eukaryota; Viridiplantae; Streptophyta; Magnoliopsida; Malpighiales; Euphorbiaceae
Product: dihydroflavonol 4-reductase
Exons: 6
Coding region: 151-1194 (347 amino acids)
Biological process (GO): anthocyanin-containing compound biosynthetic process
Molecular function (GO): dihydroflavanol 4-reductase activity
Source: RefSeq, a predicted model, not a curated record
UUUCGCAGCAAUUCUAGAUUGGAUAUUAUCCUUUUAUAGCAACUCCCCUUUUGUUAAAGAAAUUAUUAAUAUCCCUUCUUGGGUAUUGAAUUAUUGUAGUAGUAGGUUUGGUUUAGUUUAGUUUUACUAUUGCAUAUUCACCAAUCGGUCAUGGGAUCGGAAGUACAAACCGUUUGUGUCACGGGUGCUUCUGGCUUCAUCGGGUCAUGGCUUGUAAUGAGACUUCUUGAGCGUGGUUUUAUGGUUCGAGCCACCGUGCGCGACGCUGAUAAUAUGAAGAAAGUGAAGCAUUUGUUAGAAUUGCCAAAUGCUAAGACCCACAUGACCUUAUGGAAAGCUGACCUUGCCCAAGAAGGAAGUUUUGAUGAUGCAAUUCGAGGGUGCAGUGGUGUUUUCCAUGUGGCUACCCCCAUGGAUUUUGAACCCAAGGAUCCUGAGAAUGAAGUGAUAAGACCAACGGUCAAUGGUGUAUUAGACAUAAUGAAGGCAUGUGCCAAGGCAAAAACUGUACGAAGAAUAGUAUUUACAUCUUCUGCGGGAACUGUAGACGUUGAGGAACACAGGAAAGAAAUGUACGAUGAGCACUGCUGGAGUGAUCUUGAUUUCAUUCUGACAAAAAAGAUGACUGGAUGGGUAUAUUUCGUCUCCAAGUCUCUGGCAGAGAAGGCCGCCUGGAAGUUUGCUGAAAAGAAUAAUCUUGAUUUUAUUAGCAUCAUCCCUACUCUAGUUGUUGGUCCAUUUCUCGGAUCAUUUUUUCCACCUAGCCUUAUUACUGCACUUGCCCCGAUUACCGGAAAUGAAGCUCAUUAUUCGAUUAUAAAGCAAGGGCAUUUUGUGCAUUUAGAUGAUCUCUGCAAUGCUCACAUAUUUCUGUUUGAGCAUCCAAAAGCUGAGGGCCGUUACAUUUGCUCCUCGCAUGAUGCCACCAUUCAUGAGGUCGCAAAAUUGCUUAGAGAAAAAUAUCCGGAGUACAAUAUUCCUUCAAAGAUAAAUGGAGUUGAAGAGGAUAUUAAGAACUUCAUCUUCUCAUCCAAAAAGCUUACGGACAUGGGUUUCCAGUUCAAGUAUAGCUUGGAAGAUAUGUUGGUAGGAGGUGUGGAAUCAUGUAGAGCAAAGGGAGUGCUUCCUGUCCCCAAUGUAAAAGAAUUAGCCGAUGGAGGCAAACAAAAUGGAUGUGACUAUUCCUGCAUCUAAUUUAAUAGACCCAUGUCAAUGGCACGAGCAUGAAACGGAGACUUGCCUCUACUACCAACCAUUUGUGUCUCGUGUCUUUCAAUUGGGUGUUGCUAUGAUAAUAGUAUGUAAUAAUUCUACAACUGUCGAAGUGUUAUUAUUAUACUAAUGGUAUUUUACUAUUUCCAUGCAA